UCCGUGCGGUUCCUCCACAUUCACAACACCGCGUCCUGUGCGCUGCUCUCGGGUCGGAGCUGGAGCCGCUCGUCCGGAUUGAUCUUCCCCGGUGACGGAGUGUUUUACGCGCGGCGGAGAAAGGUUCCAUUCACCCGCGCGUCCUGUUGUUGUUCCGCGGGGCAGGAGCGGGUUCGACCGGAGCUGCUGCUGCGGGGUUGAGCUCGUUCUUUUCGGCGUCUUUAGUGGCAGAGAUCCCGGGUUGGAGACGGAGGUGGCGCCGGGACUGUGUCUUCACUCCCGUUGCCUUUUUUUGUAAAAUUAUAAUCUUGGAACAUUUAUCCUGUGUUUUGUUUUUUAUAUUUUCUACUUCUGCGGACACGCGUCGCUUUCUCUCCGGGAAACUGCGAGUUGGAGAAAGUGUUCGCUGCGCGGAGUUGAUCCGGGGGAAGGACGAGCCGCCUCGGUCCCUGUGGAGGUUCCCCCGGUUCCCCAGAACUGAGUUAUUCCUCCAAGAGAAGUGAGACGAUCUGAACAAGUUUCCACAGGGAGAUUUAACAAAUAAGAUUAGUGUUUGGUUCUGAAACUCCCGAGGAAGGAGCUCCACCUGUGCGGGUACAAGUGGACCCUCAUCCCCGCGCUUCACCGCCACAUCCCCCAGAACCGUUCCACCAGAACCAGGAGGGACUGUAGUCGACCUUCGGGACUUCCAGUGCAACUAUGCCGCAGGUGGACAUGCUCCUCUCCCUCCUCCUCCUCUUCAUCGGGGUGUGUGUGCACGGCCAGGACCCGGCUUCCAAGGUGGUGUCCGACCGCUACGCCGUCAACUGGAACCGGACCAACCCCAAGUUUUACCGGGGCGACUACCACAUCGACGUCUGCAUCAACGACUACCUUGACGUGUACUGUCCGCACUACACCGGGCCGGUGGCGGACGAGCGGGCCGAGCGCUACAUCCUCUACAUGGUGAACUACGACGGCUACAGCUCCUGCGACCACACGGCCAAGGGCUUCAAGCGCUGGGAGUGCAACAGGCCUCUGUCGCCCAACGGGCCGCUCAAGUUCUCCGAGAAGUUCCAGCUCUUCACCCCCUUCUCCUUGGGCUUUGAAUUCCGCCCCGGCAGAGAGUACUACUAUAUCUCCUCCAUCACCGACGACAAGGGGAGGAGGAGCUGCCUUCGACUCAAAGUCUUCGUCCGGCCUCAGAACAAUUGUGUGAAAAACUCCGGGAGCGUUCAGGAAGGAGUCGACUUCGACGACAACAACCACAACUCACUGGAACCCAGAGACGGAAUCAGCCACGAGUCUCCGGAGCCGGCCCGGAGGGACGUCAACUCCGCUGGUCGACGCCCCUCCUCGGUGCUCCUUCUCAGCUCCGCCCUCAUCCUCCUGGCGGCCAUCUUGUCCUUAUAGCACCUG
Molecule: messenger RNA, 1398 nt
Organism: Pleuronectes platessa (European plaice)
Lineage: Eukaryota; Metazoa; Chordata; Actinopteri; Pleuronectiformes; Pleuronectidae
Product: ephrin-A5b
Exons: 5
Coding region: 700-1392 (230 amino acids)
Biological process (GO): regulation of actin cytoskeleton organization; regulation of cell-cell adhesion; ephrin receptor signaling pathway
Cellular component (GO): external side of plasma membrane; plasma membrane
Molecular function (GO): ephrin receptor binding
Source: RefSeq, a predicted model, not a curated record